Molecule: messenger RNA, 609 nt
Organism: Schistocerca serialis cubense
Lineage: Eukaryota; Metazoa; Arthropoda; Insecta; Orthoptera; Acrididae
Exons: 1
Coding region: 1-609 (202 amino acids)
Source: RefSeq, a predicted model, not a curated record
AUGCAAAUUGUCACCCAAACACCACAACCAGAAAACAGUAGGACUCAACAGCAACUCGACAAACCAACAGCUCGCACAUAUGCAAGCGCAGUUUCACCAAAGCAACCGACACCAAUGCACACCCAGGUGGAAAGCAGGGUUAAUACCAAGACGCCAAUCCAAGGGCCCUCAAAACAACCGCCUACGCCCAAGCCCAGGGAACAUGUGCCAAUCCCGAAGCCAGGGCACAGCUCAAAAUCCACCGAAGUCGAGCGAGUGACACCACCAACAAAUAAGCCAACACAAAAAAAAGCUACACACCUACAAGGAAACCACACAGCGGAAACCAUAACUGUACCCAACCAGCCAACUACUCCAGAAACUGAAAAACCAGCGCCACCACCAAACAGCGAACAACCAGCACCACCACAAAACACAGAACCAGGACAAACUCCCCUCCAAACUGAUCUGGGAGCAGAUAUAGGCGAAAUACUCAGCACCCUCAAGCUCUUCGACAAACAGCGACUGCUGAAUACAAUCAAACUCACCGCUCAAAAACUACGACAAACAAACGACAAAGCCACCAAAGCGAUAAUACUGAUGGAGGCAGUAUUCACCAUCAUAGAGUAG